Messenger RNA from Siniperca chuatsi (mandarin fish), 4553 nucleotides. RefSeq names its product MYC-associated zinc finger protein b (purine-binding transcription factor) (gene mazb). NCBI's taxonomy places the organism in Eukaryota, Metazoa, Chordata, Actinopteri, Centrarchiformes, Sinipercidae. Gene Ontology annotation, cellular component: nucleus. Gene Ontology annotation, biological process: regulation of transcription by RNA polymerase II. Bases 1137 to 2567 code for a protein of 476 amino acids. Gene Ontology annotation, molecular function: RNA polymerase II transcription regulatory region sequence-specific DNA binding; DNA-binding transcription factor activity, RNA polymerase II-specific. The transcript has 7 exons. The record is from RefSeq and is a predicted model, not a curated record.
GUGUGUGUGUGUGUGUGUGUAUCCUGAGCUGCUAUUCGUCCUGUGUACUAUAUCUGACUCUGACAUCAUUAUUAUAGGCCGACCGGGAAGAUAUGUGCGCACUUCCCUUUAAGACGCGUCUGCCAUCUGGCCGUUAAUGGAAAGUCAUUCGGGCUGUUGUCUGCGGUGCAGGAGAUCUGUUCCAGCUGGCCCGAGGAAGGAAAAAAACACUGUAGUACCAUUUUGUGUCGGCCGAAAAGCCCAGGAAGGAAGGGGCGAGGACAGGCUCCGCCGAGGGAGACGGAAAUGAGAGGGGGGUGUCCAACGAGGAAAGCCUAUCCCUUUAAGAGCAAGUGGGACACAGCGGUGCGAGAAAAGGAGAGGAGGGGGAGAAGAAAGAGGAAUUAAAAAAGAAAAGGAAGAAAGAGACAGGGAGGGAGGAGGGAGAGCGGGCGAUAAAAAAAGAAAGAUGACAUCCUCACAGCUGAACGGCCGAGGUGGAGCGAUAGGCUGCGGCCCGGCGAGAGCGCCGCUCGCCGGGGUCAGGGCUUGAAUCCAACAACGAGGCUUCGACAAACACCCGAUUGGCCUAUUGGGGGAAAUCGGAAAAAUAGAUUCAUAAAUUAAAAACAAAGCAUGACCUGUGCUACCAGAUACGUGUUUUAUAACCCAUAUUUGUUCUCUUGCGUAAAAAUGCAUUUAUUUCACGUAGAGUGGCUUAUGUUUAUUGCUAAAAUGUAAUAGUGUAAAAUGCGAUUUUUUUGGGGGGGGGAUUUUUGAAAGCAGUUUUGUUGUGUGAUAUUGCGUUUUGGUGAGGUCAGUGUUUAAUGAAUUAAAGUUAGAAACCAAAGUGAAAGAGAAACAGGCCAUUAUUGGAGCUGGCCUGCUCCACCACUGCCUGUGUGCUGCAGCCUGCGUUAGACAACAGCUGCGUGCAUUUUAAUUGACAGCAUUAGGCUGACUCAAAGAAAAAAAACAUUUUUGCAGAAGACUUUAUUCACGUUUUUCAAGCAAAUCCAGAAGCCCGUCGUUUCUGCUGCAGGACAGGCGACUGUUUGCGCCUCGAUCACUGGUGGGCCGAUCAAAGCCAUGCAUAGGCUGCUCGCCUCGAUCUCAAUCAGGAGCUGACUUUAUAAUCUCCCUCGCUGUGGCGCAAAAUGGAUGCUGCUUGGAGCAAUUUUCUCUUCCAGAAUACUCCCACCCAAAACCAAGUGGAGGGGAGCCUCCAAUCAGAGCUCAUGCCCGUGCAUACGAGUUCUCCCCAAACCCCACCCACAGAGCACAUAGCACAGCCUCCUUCAACUGUGGACACUGCUGCUCUUAGUGAGGAACCCCUGCCUGUGAAGCCGGUGUCUCGGCCGGCCCGCAUGCCCCACAUCUGUGCCAUCUGCAACAAGCAGUUCAAGAACAACUACAACCUGCGGCGGCACCAGUCGGUCCACACUGGGGUACGCAUGAAGGACAGGGCCAGAGAGCAGGCGGAGGGGGCAAAGGAGGCCGGCCAGGUGGCGGUGGCGGCCCCGUCGGCGAUGGCGGUGGGGGCCGGAGGGAGGGCGGAGAGGCCCACUGUUCCCCUCUCUCUGCUACACCUCUCCGCACCUCCCCCUCUCGCCCCUCCCGGCGUGCUGGCGGGGGCCCAGCAGCCUCACCUGGGUAGUCAGGAUGGUGAAGGGGUUGCCAUGCCAAACGUAAUGGCUAGUGUUAACCCCCAUGUUCCGCCUCCUGCUGCUGUCGUCAUGGCCACAGGGGCGACAGUACAGCGGCCCGCAAAUCCCAACCCAAACCCAGUGAGGAAGAACCACGCCUGCGAGACAUGUGGGAAGGCUUUCCGCGACGUUUACCAUCUCAACCGCCACCGCCUGUCCCACUCGGACGAGAAGCCGUUCUCCUGUCCCAUCUGCCAGCAGCGCUUCAAGAGGAAGGACCGCAUGAGCCACCAUGUGCGCUCCCACCAGGGUGGUGUGGAAAAACCCUACGUCUGCCCCCACUGUGGCAAGGCUUUCUCCAGGCCCGACCAUCUAAACAGUCACGUCAGACAGGUGCACUCCUCGGAGCGACCCUUCAAAUGCCCAACCUGCGAGUCCAGCUUUGCCACGAAGGAUCGUCUGCGUGCGCAUAUGAUUCGCCAUGAGGAGAAGGUCCCCUGCCACAUCUGUGGCAAGCUCCUGUCUGCUGCUUACAUCACAGAUCACAUGAGGGUGCACAACCAGUCACAGCACCACGCCUGCCAUCUCUGUAACCGCAGCUUCACCACACUGACAUACCUUCGUGUCCAUGCCCAGAAGCAUCAUGGCCAGGAGUGGAAGGACAGUCCGGGGGGCUUUGGCGGAUCGGCCUCUGGUGGCGUGCUUGUCUGCCACUUGUGCGGCGUCCACUGCAAGACACCCACCCAGCUCCAGGGCCACAUGGGCACCCAUGGCAACAGCCAGGGUGCCCCGAGCCCCAUCACCUCUAAUGUGGCUGCCAGCAGCUCUGUCUCCCUUAGCAACAUGGUGACAGCACCUACUGUGUAUGUCACUGGUAACACGGUGGUGGACCUGCUUGUCACAGACUGCUCUAGCAUUGCAGCACCACAGUCCCACAGUUAGCAGUAGAGAGCACAGCAAUAAUAACCUCAGUCCCUUAACAGAGGGCAGGGUUAGAGAAGGUUAAAGUUACGCAUAGAUGCUGAUCCAGUUUCAGUUUUGUAAUGUCCCCACUUAUAGGUUGGGAUUAAGGGUGGGGGAGAUUAACACCAGUCAGCGUUCAAGGGCAGCAUUACCUCAGAGCUGCAGAGCUGGAGCAUCAGAAAAAAGGAGAAAAAGGAAGAGCUGUAUCAAUAGAGCAAUGAAGUCAUGGAAAGAGGGACCUUUGUGGCUGCAGCAGGUUCAUCAACACUAACGACAAACAUGGAUGUGUUGUCCAAAUAUUCCUGAAUGCUCGCGCGCAUUUAAGACUCCAAUGAACCUGUGGUAUUGUGAGCAUCUACUGUAUUACUCUCCCCUCUCUGCCCUCUCUCUCUGUCCCUCCCCUCAACCCUGACAUUGGCUGCUCUCUGCAAGUGCACCAAGUACUGUAUCUAUAUCUCACACCAGCUCUGAUCUUACCUCCAUUUUGCAGCUCACUUACUAAGAAUCCAAAUGGCUUGCGUUAAGAAGUAGUAGGGAGAGAAUAGCUCUCUGAAAGCAUAACGAAGAAACACAUUAGAAGGGAAGUUGUGUGUUUGGGUGUGCGUAAGUCGGGGCUCCUCUAGCAUGUUAGCUUGUUUGUUCACAAAACUAAAAUCAACAUUUGAUUUUUGCAAAGCCGUGAUGCCAGUUUAUUAAGUCUCUAGAGAGCUAAUUAUAGAUCAGGACAGAAGGCCAUACAUGUUGUGGUCAGUGUGGAAUUGUGGGAUGUACUUGUUCAUUUGUUUCCUAAAGGUACAGAGAUAAGAAUAGAGUUGUGUUCAGGAGUGUCAAGCACCUUAAAGUGUUAUUGUUUGAUUCAGUGAGGAUCAAAAAUGGGUUUGAGAUUUCUUGGAUUUUCUUGCUCUGAGUCUUCCUCUCUGGGUCCGGCCAUUAAAAAAACAAAACAAAAAAACUGCUAAUCAACACUUCAGCUUCUGACAUGGCAAUUCUUGCACCUGGAAACUACCUUUUGCAUGAAAAUAAGCAAAUAAGCUAGCUCAGUCAUGCUUAUUGUUAGGGAGCUGUCAUGACAAAAGAGACUUUUUAGCAGUUCCACAAAGUUAGUUGGCUGUAAACAAUAAUAUUUAUAAAAGUGUUGAUUUAAUUCAGACAAUUUUAAUAUCGUUGGCCAUUCAUUUGAUUGUAACUGUCAUUGCCAUAGUCCUUUUGUUUUCUCUAUGUACCAGUCCAAUGAGUGAAACUCAUGCAUUAGAUUUUGUCAUUUAACAUCUGUAUAGCACAUAAUGUUUUGAAUGCGAGUCAUUAUCGUUCUACAUUAAUCAUGUGAAGAAUGGUCACUUGUCUGUCGGAUAUUUUCGGUUGCUUUGAGUUAUAUUGUGAGUGAUGUGGUGUCGAGAAAGGGCUUAUAAAGUCAUAAGUCAGGCAAAAUAAGUACAAUGGGAGUUUGACAACACCACGUGGUAUGCUGUAAACAAAUCCUGGUUUUGUACUGGAGUGCUUUUUCAGUUUUGUGUUAAUAUGUUACCUUGAAAUUUGUAGAGUUGUUCCUUUCUUCCUUUUCUUUCGAAAUGUGUUCCUCCUGUUGAGAAAAGUAGUGAUUUAUUAAAAACUUAAUUUUAGGUUUUCUCCAUUACACUAAGAAAAAAAUAAUACCUCUACUCUAGGAUUCUGUACAGCUCUUGUGAUACAUCUUAAUGCCUUAUUGUACUCAACUGCAUUUUAAUUCUUUUAUGAUGAAAUAUUUCAAAUCUUAGUCAUGGAUUCAUUAAGAAUAUUAAUGGGAUGUAUUUAUAUUUAUAUUUUUAUAUUUCUCAACAGUAUGCAUGUCUAAAAGGUUAUUAGAGCAAAAAAAAAUUCAAUGAUGCUUACUACAGUCAUAAUUCUUAUGUUAUUUUGUAGAUGAAGUAGAGAUCAUGUUAUUAUUUUGUAAUUUGGACAAUUUAAAGUAAAAAGAGUAAACAGGUA